AUGUCCUUCCCCGAACUCUCCGCCAUCUCCACCGUCAUUAACUCCAAAUCUCCCACCUGUAACCUCCUCGUCUUUGGUCUAACCCACGAAUCUCUCCUCUGGAGAUCCAUCAAUUUCAAUGGCCGUACUGUCUUCGUCGACGAGAAUCCUUACGCCGUUUCCAAAUUCGAGCAGAGUAAUCCAGGAGUUGAAGCUUACGACAUCGUUUUCUCGACCAAAGUCUCUCAAGCCGGUAAGCUUUUGGGUUAUUCUAAAACCCGACCCGAUUGUCGACCCGUUCAGAACCUAUUGUUCUCAGAUUGUAAAUUGGGGAUCAACGAUUUACCCAAUUUUGUCUAUGAGGUCGAUUGGGAUGUGAUUUUGAUUGAUGGGCCUCGUGGGUACGCCGUAGAUUCACCGGGACGAAUGGCUCCGAUUUUUACUUCGGCGGUUUUGGCGAAGAGUAAAAAUUCCGGGAAGAAGAAGACGAAGACGGAUGUUUUUGUACAUGAGUUCGGGAGAAAGAUUGAAAGAGUUUACAGUGACGAGUUUCUAUGUGAGGAGAAUCUGAUUGAGGUUGUUGGAGACUUAGGGCAUUUUGUCGUUUCGGCGGCGGAAGAAGGUGGAAAUCAGGGUAAUGGGUUUUGUCGAAAUUCGACGAAAUUGUCGGAGCCUUUAUCGCCGGUAAGUGGUGGCGAUGAAGAGGUCGGUGCUGAUGAUGACUGA
This is a messenger RNA of Thlaspi arvense, 705 nucleotides long. The record is from the annotation of a GenBank genome assembly. NCBI's taxonomy places the organism in Eukaryota, Viridiplantae, Streptophyta, Magnoliopsida, Brassicales, Brassicaceae.